This is a messenger RNA of Rhododendron vialii, 1199 nucleotides long. RefSeq names its product transcription factor bHLH120-like. The transcript has 3 exons. Gene Ontology annotation, molecular function: protein dimerization activity; RNA polymerase II transcription regulatory region sequence-specific DNA binding; DNA-binding transcription factor activity, RNA polymerase II-specific. The coding region runs from base 224 to 964 and encodes 246 amino acids. Gene Ontology annotation, biological process: regulation of transcription by RNA polymerase II. Lineage: Eukaryota; Viridiplantae; Streptophyta; Magnoliopsida; Ericales; Ericaceae. Gene Ontology annotation, cellular component: RNA polymerase II transcription regulator complex. The record is from RefSeq and is a predicted model, not a curated record.
UAUUGCAGCCCUCCAAAUGUACAGGGUCUUAAAUAAAGGAAACUUGUCAUUCCUUUUAUAAUUAUGUAGAAAAAUCCAAAGAUGUCCGAGGACUAGGGACGCUAGUCCCUUCAAAGAUUUAAAAUCUCUAAGUAAACAUAUCUAGACGUUUGUCCCUUCCUUUUAGAGAGAGAAGAUAAGACAAGAGAGAGAAGCAAAAAGAGUGACUUCUGAGCUUUUUGGUAUGGAUUUUGUAUCUUCAGCAUUUCAGUGUGACCCAAUUGAUGAGCUGCUCGAGUUCUCUUCUAUUCCCUGCCAACAACGCAGAAUCCAGAAAGAUCCACUCCAGGUCGUGUCUUCUUCGUGUAACAAUGAUGUUGCCGAAAAGCCUGAUUAUCACCCUUGGCAACAAUCGUCUGUUGUGUUUGAUGAAAGUGAUGGUAAGCCUAUGGACUACAAGAGGAAGAAGAUCAUACAUAGAGAAGCUGAGAGGCAAAGACGGCAAGAAAUCGCUGCCCUUUAUAGGUCUCUACGGUCACUCCUGCCCGUUGAAUAUAUCAAGGGAAAGAGGUCAAUGUCUGAUCAUGUGCUUGUGGCUGUGGAUUAUAUAAGGCAAUUGCAGAAGAGGGUUGAAGAGAAGGGACGGAAGAGAGAUGAGCUAAAAAGCUCAUUCGAACCAAGCAUUGAUAUCAAUGCCAAAUCCCGAUGCUUUCCAAGUUGUCUGAAGGAGAGUGUAACAGUUGAAUCUUCUAGGGCAGGGUUUCAGAUUACCAUGAGCACCGCCAUGAGUGGAGGGCUCUCUGUUUCGAAAGUGCUCGAUGUACUCCUCCGAGAAGGGCUCCAUGUUGUUAGCUGCAGUUCCAUUAACGUAGAAGAAAGAUUACAUCACGUUAUCGACUCCGAGGUUGGCGACGGGACUAGCAUCAACCGAUCUGAGCUCAGAACGAAAUUGACAGAACUAAUUGAUGGUGCAAUAUUUGAGUAAGCUUUUACUUCUUCCUCGUUUUCGAGUAAAACGAACCUCGUGAUAAAGCUUGAAUUUUGUGUCCUCUUGGGUUCUCAGACCUUGGAUCACAUGCAUGUUCACUUUUCGCCACUUUUGUAUCUGUCCGUAUUCUGAUUAAUUUAUCUUCAAUAAAGGGCACAACACAGAUGUAUACUUAUAAUGUUAAACUCUCUACAGACUUGUUUGAAUGAUAUUCUGGGUUGGCUUCUGAGUA